AAAGUAACAAAUAAAAUGAGCGGAAAGAAAACAGAAGGGCCAUGAUCAGGUGGUCUCAAGUGAUGGAGAAGCUCAGCUUGCCAUUUCGCGGCGGACAGAAGUGAUUUUAGAAAGAAUCUCCUUGUAAACCUGGGUUUAUUUGCAGCGGGUGUUUGGGUGGCAAGAAACCUUUCAGACUUUGACUUGAUGUCUCCUCAGCCAUUCACGUAACGUUAUUUCCCAAUCCACAAAAAAAAAUUUUAACAGG
Carassius carassius (crucian carp) is the source of this 247-nucleotide messenger RNA. RefSeq names its product mitochondrial import receptor subunit TOM6 homolog. Gene Ontology annotation, cellular component: mitochondrial outer membrane translocase complex. The transcript is spliced from 2 exons. Lineage: Eukaryota; Metazoa; Chordata; Actinopteri; Cypriniformes; Cyprinidae. The record is from RefSeq and is a predicted model, not a curated record.